Molecule: messenger RNA, 2143 nt
Organism: Schistosoma intercalatum
Lineage: Eukaryota; Metazoa; Platyhelminthes; Trematoda; Strigeidida; Schistosomatidae
Source: the annotation of a GenBank genome assembly
GUUGAUUUUAGUUUCGUUUUCUACAGCGAUUUUUCGUUUCUUAUGCUACAGAGGAUUUGUUUUCGGUUUCGUUCGUUUGGUGUUAUAGAUUGCAUACACAGUCAUUUUUGCCUAGAAUUUCGUAUUCUUGUUGAAAACGCAUGCUGACUAAAUGGGAUUCUGAUUUUUCCAACCAUUUGUUGAUGAAAUAGUCCUUGUUUGCUAUCUAAGCCGUUCACAAGAACCGUAGUUCAGUUAACCUCAUAUUCCCGUCGUCGUGAGCAAUUACGUUUUUAUUGUCGAUUCUUCAUUGUAUUAAAUCGACAGUGGUAUUUGACGAAAACCUUCAGGAAAUAUCAUUGAUGACUGUCCAAUAUAAUCAGUUUGUCCUUACUGGAGGUCCUGGAAUAUUUUUCCGUCUUCUCUUAAAAUGGAGAGGAGGUGUAUUGAAGCUGAUCUCACUUGACCUCAUCAUAUUUGCUUCUAUUUAUACAUUAAUAAGCUGUUUGUAUCGGUUUGCAAUUUCUGAGAACGCACAAAGAAAUUUUGAACGUCUGAUUCUAUUUACUUCCAGGUUCCAAGCUAUGAUUCCGGUUGCAUUUAUCCUUGGUUUUUAUGUUGCCUUAGUUUUCGCACGCUUUUGGAACUAUUUCACGACGAUUCCGUGGGUGAUGAGUUUCGCACUUACUCUUGUUACCCACCUUCCCGGUAGCGCAGAACGCAAUCGUCUGAUACGUCGGACAUGCAUGAGAUAUAUUAUGGCAAAUCUUAUAAUUGCAGCUGCCCAUCUUAAUGUCGUCGUCAAGAAACGUUUUCCAACUUUUGAGCUUUUUGUUGCUUCAGGCGUACUUACCGAGGAUGAAGCAAGAAUUAUUAGAAGUGUACAAUCUGUUCAUAUGCAACCAUUUGUUCCUGUUGUAUGGGCGACUUCUCUUAUCACUUUAGCUAGAAAAGAAGGACUAAUCAAAAAUCCGCAUGCAUACGUUCUUUUGGUAGACGAACUUAACACUUUCCGUCAAAAAAUAUUAUAUAUAAUGAUGAUGGAUGAUGUUUGUAUUCCGUUGGUUUAUACACAGGUUGUCACACUAUCUGUGUACUCUUAUUUUGUCGCGUCUCUUAUAAGUAGUCAAUUCAUCAUCAACAGUUCACCUUUUGCAGGCAUAGCACGUUCGCAUGAUCUUUUCUUCCCGUUUUUCACAUUUCUGGAACUUUUUGUUUAUGUGGGAUGGCUAAAAGUUGCUGAAACACUUGUGAAUCCAAUGGGAGAAGAUGAUGAGGAUAUUGAUAUUAAUGAGAUAAUCGACUUUAAUUGGAGAAUUUCGUGGUGUGUGGUAGAUGGAGUAAGAACAAGUGCACCCGCAAUUGUACGAGACGCCCAUUGGAGACAAUCCGUUGUAGAACUUCCCCAUACGGAACGGUCGAAACGUUUAAAUGUUGGAUCAAGGAAAGGGUCAAUUUAUGAUCUGAAUGUUCCUGUUGGUCCAGAACUACGCGAUCUUAUGGCAGCUUUAUCCACAGCACGACAGAUGCAGAUGUCAAGUACAAACUCACCAGCUCCUUCAAAGUCUACUUAUCCUAAUGAAAGUGAUAGUCCACAUGGUGUAUCAGAUGACCAUAGACAUUCGUUUCCUCACACCACAACUACUAAUGUUGUUCGUGAACCGAUAAAAGAAGAGGAUGAAGAACUAGAAGAUGAACAAUCUGGAAAAGAUUUGAAGGAAAAUAAAGUAAACGAUGAAACUAACGAUUUUUCAGGUAGUCAUACGCAUGAUCACUGUUCAAGGCUCUAAUUAUUAUCUGUUCAUGGAGAAGUAAUAUUUUGUUUAUUUGUCAGUUUAGUAGAUUGCAAGGUGGUGAUGAAUACAGUUCAAAACGUUUGCGAAAAAAGAUUAUUUAUUUUACUUCAACUGCUUUGAUGAUAUCUGCCUAUAUUCAGCUUAAAUUUAUUUUUCAUUAACUUUUUGCCCUUGAGAGUUUUGCUUAACUCCUUCUUUAGUUAAAAUCAUGAUUUAUUUUGGCUGAGAUUAUAUUUUAAACAUCUGUCUGUUCUCUACUUGUCUUUCAUGAAUUGUAUUUUGCUUAACAAACUCAAUUUUGUAGUUUAUAAUAUUUUUGUACUUAGCUUCAUGAAUAUUGAAAUAAUAGAAAGUUUAAAUUUCUUUCA